Aspergillus mulundensis is the source of this 1434-nucleotide messenger RNA. RefSeq names its product CRAL-TRIO domain-containing protein. The record is from RefSeq and is a predicted model, not a curated record. The transcript has 3 exons. Lineage: Eukaryota; Fungi; Ascomycota; Eurotiomycetes; Eurotiales; Aspergillaceae. Bases 1 to 1434 code for a protein of 477 amino acids.
AUGAGCCCAUCCAGCACGGGGACCUCUCAGUCUCCCCUGACCCCAGCGCAGACCGGGCGCCUGCAGCAGCUGUGGACGCUGCUGCUGCACCUGGCCGAGGCCUCGUCGCUGGGCGCUCUCGAGCAGAUUGUCCGCGCCAACAGCUUCGACCCGACCGCCUCAUCAUCCAUCUCAUCACCCUCGCCUGGCCUGAAUCGUCGCAACUCGCUUUUCGGACGAUCCGCCAACUCCGCUCGCUCACGAGAGAAGAGAGCGUCUGCCUCAGCCGAGUCGAUCUACCAUACGCGCCUCCUCCAGUCCUUCCGCGAUGUCGGCCUCACCGCUGCCCAGCUCCGCAGUGUCCGCCACUUCCUCGCCCGCAUGACCCCGGAAGACGUCCGGUUUGGAAUCUUGACCGCGGCGAAACACGAGAACCCGGAUACUUACGUCCUUCGCUUUCUUCGUGUCUCGAAAUGGGACGUGAACCAGGCGCUGGUCCAUUUGCUCGGUGCGAUCGUCUGGCGGCUGAAGGAGAUGCAGGUGGAUAAUGUGCUAUUGCCGAGGGGAGAGCUCUUCGCUGCGGAGCAGGAGAAGGAUGGUUCGGACCCGUAUAAAGCAGAGGACGCAAGGGGGUUCUUGAGGCAGUUCCGUGUGGGCAAGGCUUUUGUGCAUGGCGUCGACCGCAUGAACAGACCGGUCGCGACGAUUCGAAUACGACUCCAUAGACCGGGCGCGCAGAGUGAGGCAGCGCUCCACCAGUUUAUCACGCACUUGGUCGAGUGCACUCGGUUGGUUAUGUCGCCUGGUGCCGAGAGUGCGGAUUACGGCGCCGUCAAGUUCAUCAUCCGUUGCUUCGAGAUCUACUACCCCGACAGCGUCGGCCUGAUACUGAUGCACAACGCCCCGAGAGUAUUCAGCGGCGUCUGGAAGAUAAUCAAGCCAUGGAUGGCCCCAAGGAUGGUCGAACGAAUCCACUUCACUCGCUCCGUCAACGACCUCGAUAAAUUCAUCGAUCGCGACCAAAUACUCGCCGAGCUCGGUGGCGACGAGGACUGGGAAUACGAGUACAUCGAGCCGCAAGCCGAGGAGAACCUUCCCAUGACCGACUUUAUCACUCGAGACGCACUUCUUGCCGAGCGACAGUCGCUUGGGGAAGAAUUCCUCUCGGCUACAUCGCGCUGGGUCUCGGCGGCUCACACUGGGGAGCUGAAAGAGAUAAAUGAGGCGGCCGGCCAUCGUGAGGAAAUCACCGAACAGCUCCGAGUCAACUACUGGAGGCUGGACCCCUACGUUCGAGCCCGCAAUAACCUCGACCGGACCGGGGUUAUUCAAGACGGCGGCUUGAUUGAGAUGUACCCCAUGUCCCAGCCCCAGACCCCGCUGGGAGUCAUCCAGACCGCAAAGGUGCUCCAGGUCGAGCAUGUUCGUGGACGAGUCAAGGUUGUCAAUGUCUAA